AUGGUUUCCGCUUCGAAGGAGAAGAGACUCGCGAAGAAGGCCGCCGACGGCAAGGACAAGAAGUCCAAGGUCGGGUCGAAGAAGGCGGCAGCGGCCGAGGUCGAGCUCGAUGGCAACGGAAACCCGAUCGUGAACGAGGAGGACACAUCGAACCGGGAUGAGGAGGUGAAGCGGCUGGCCGCUCAAAUGGACAAGCACGGCCUUUCGGACCGCGUCACAACGGGCGUUCUUUCAUCGACGCCGACGAGUCGUGACGUGAAGAUUACCAGCGUCAGCCUUGUGUUCCACGGCCGCGUGCUGAUCCAGGACUCGACGCUGGAGCUGACGUACGGCCGCCGCUACGGCCUGCUGGGCGAGAACGGCUGCGGAAAGAGUACGCUGAUGAAGGCCAUUGACAAGCGCGAGUUCCCCAUCCCGGAGCACGUCGACAUCUACCUGUUGAACGAGGGCGCUCCGCCGACGGAGCUGGGUGCGCUGGAGUGGGUUGUUAGGGAGGCACAGAACGAGCUGGAGCGGCUGGACAAGCUGGCUGAGAAGUAUCUGGAGGACGAGGGCCCGGACAGCCCAGUGCUGAUGGAUCUUUACGAUCACAUGGAAAGAAUGGACCCCUCGACCUUCUCGACCCGUGCAUCACUGAUCCUGACGGGUCUUGGCUUCAACAAGGUGACGAUCAACAAGAAGACCAAGGACAUGUCUGGUGGCUGGCGGAUGCGCGUGGGCCUGGCCAAGGCGCUGUUUGUGCAGCCGUCGCUGCUGCUGCUGGACGACCCGACGGCGCAUCUGGAUCUGGAGGCGUGCGUGUGGCUGGAGGAGUACCUGAAGCGGUGGGAGCGCACGCUCGUGCUCGUUUCGCACUCGCAGGAUUUCCUCAACGGUGUGUGCUCUAACAUGAUCGACAUGCGGUCGAAGCAGCUCCUGUACUACGGUGGUAACUACGACUCCUACAUCAAGACGCGGUCCGAGCAGGAGACGAACCAGAUGAAGGCGUACACGAAGCAGCAGGAGGAGAUUGCACACAUCAAGAAGUUCAUCGCCAGCGCGGGUACGUACGCCAACCUGGUGCGACAGGCCAAGUCGCGGCAGAAGAUCCUGGACAAGAUGGAGGCGGACGGCUUCAUCCAGCCGGUGACGGAGGACCGGGUGUUCUCGUUCCGCUUUGCCGACGUGGACAAGCUGCCGCCGCCGGUGCUCUCGUUCGACAACGUGACGUUCUCGUACUCGGGCGAUCCCAAGGACGACCUGUACCGCAACAUUGACCUCGGCUUCGACAUGGACUCGCGCACGGCGCUGGUCGGCCCCAACGGUGUGGGCAAGUCGACGCUGCUGCGGCUGAUGACGGGCAAGCUGAGCCCGACCGAGGGUGUGGUGGCGCGCCACACGCAUCUGAAGCUGGGUGUGUACUCGCAGCACUCGGCUGAGCAGCUGGACCUGACCAAGUCGGCGCUGGACUUUGUGCGCGAGAAGUACCGGGAGAAGUCGCAGGACUACCAGUACUGGCGUCAGCAGCUGGGCAAAUACGGCCUCUCGGGCGAGUCGCAGACGGCACUGAUCGGCACCCUGUCCGAGGGCCAGAAGAGCCGGAUCGUGUUUGCGCUGCUGGCCAUUGACAGCCCCAACAUGCUGCUGCUGGACGAGCCGACGAACGGUCUGGACAUUCCGACGAUUGACAGUCUGGCAGACGCCAUCAAGGCGUUUAGCGGUGGUGUCGUCGUGGUCAGCCACGAUUUCCGACUCCUUGACAAGAUUGCCAACCAGAUCAUGGUGUGCGAGAACCGGACAAUUCGGCAAUGGGACGGCACCAUUUCCGAUUACAAGAACUACUUGCGGAAGAAGAUGAUCACGGCUGGUGCGGUUUAA
Molecule: messenger RNA, 1857 nt
Organism: Grosmannia clavigera kw1407
Lineage: Eukaryota; Fungi; Ascomycota; Sordariomycetes; Ophiostomatales; Ophiostomataceae
Product: ATP-binding cassette sub-family F member 2
Exons: 3
Coding region: 1-1857 (618 amino acids)
Molecular function (GO): ATP binding; ATP hydrolysis activity
Source: RefSeq, a predicted model, not a curated record